AUGGCUGAUUACGAUAGACGGCAGCAGGGCAGCAACAGCCGCAAGAGGAGAUACAGAGAUGACGACGACCACUACGACCGCCGGCAGCAGCGCAGGCGGACGGACUCGGUGCCCGUGCCGGUGCGGCUUCGACGGCAGCUGGUUGGCAUCGCCGACUCCCCCCUGCGUCGAUGGUCCGAGGAAGUGCAGUCGAUAGCCCGCCUGGUCGCAGACAACUAUGACGACGAGAACCUACGCAAUAUGUUUGUCGGCCUGUCGAUGCAGCUGGCCAUCGAGCAGCCGCUCAAGACGCCCUUCGUGGCGGCUGUUGUGCUGGUGGCCAACACCCUCAAGCCCGAGAUUGUCGAUGCCGUCCUCGAGGCUCUUGCCAAGGAGACGGAGAGCAAGAUUGCCAAGGGCGAGUGGAGGGAGGUGAAGCUGUACCUCAAGUUUCUGGCGUGUCUGCAGGCGUGUCUGCAGGAUGAUGGAGUGUUUCCUUUGCUCGAGGAGCUGUUUAGCCGCGCUGCUGAUUUGCAGACGGCAAGCUCUGAGGAUACCAUCGGCACAGAAAUAGUCAAGAUCAUCCUGCUCACGAUUCCCUACAUCAUGGCUGCGGCCCCCGGCCAGUUCCAGCAGAAGGCGGCAGAACUCAUGGACAAGACCGACAUCAUUGCUUCCGAACCCCACGCGCUUCAGGCCUUGGUCGACCCCUUCGGCCCUGACCCCUCGGGCGAAAACGCAUCCCCGUCCCAGAGCUUGUGCAUGCUUCUGCAAAAGCAGCUGCAGGCCGAAGCCGCGAAAGAUUGGGAGCUGGCCUGCAUCCCUCGGCCCUGGAACAUGCCUCUGGAGGAGAUUGAGUCUCAGGACAAGCUUGCCAGCGCACCGAAGCACGCUCUGCCCGCGAUUUCCAUACCAUCCACAGUGGUUGCUGGCCCCCGACCGCUGUUUCCUGAGGUCUACUUCUCCGUCUACGCCGACCAGGACGUUGAAUCUGUGCCUCCGACGGAUAAUGUGGCGUCUUCUCUCAUUAGGGACGGCCUUACUGACACCAUCAACAGCCUGCACUUCAACAGAAACGCCACGGCGAGAUACUUGAUUGAUUUGGACUGCUAUUUUGCAGACGACACCUUUGUCAAGCGGGCCACUCCGUUUGACGAGCUGCGCAAUGCGGCUCCUGGAAGAUCUACCUGGAAGCCUGAAGAUGUAGCCGUCGACAUCGUCUUUUCACAGCUCUUCCAGCUGCCCUCGCCCGAGCACAAGUUGGUGUACUACCACUCCGUUCUGACGGAAGCUUGCAAGCUGGCUCCGGCCGCCAUUGCGCCUAGCCUGGGCAGAGCCAUCCGCCAUCUGUACAACAACUCGCCCCGGAUGGACCUCCAGCUGAGCUUCAGAUUCGUCGACUGGUUCUCCCACCAUCUGAGCAAUUUCGGCUUCACGUGGAAGUGGGCUGAGUGGAGCGAGGACUGCAGCCUCUCCGAUCUUCAUCCUGCAAAGUGGUUUCUUAGAGGCGCGUUGGAUAAAGAGGUGCGACUCAGUUUCGCUCAGCGGAUUCAAAAGACUCUUCCCGAGCCAUACCAGCCCUUGAUCGGCCCGGAGAAGGAAAAGGAUGUUCCCGAUUUCAAGUUCAACAACCCUGAUACGCCAUUUGCCAGCGAAGGCCAAGAGAUUGCCGCCUUGCUCAGGAAGAAGGCGCCCGAUGAAGAAUUCCAGCCCAUCAUUGACAAGAUCCAGGCUGAAGCCGCCGAUCGAGCACUCGACCCCGUUGUUGCAAGCACAGAUGUCUUCAUGACGGCCGUUUGCUGGGUUGGAUCCAAGUCGCUGAGCCACGUCCUGGCCUGCAUCGACCGCACCAAGGGACGUCUUCUCGAGGCUGCCAACUCAUCCCCGGCAGCGCAAAAUCAGGUUUUGGCAGCCGUCAUGGCUUACUGGCACGCACACCCGGGCGUCGCCCUGUCGAUCGUCGAGAAGCUGCUCAAUUAUUCCAUCCUCACGCCUUCAUCGGUCGUUCGCUGGGCUUUGACGGCCGGUCCUCACCCCGAUGCUGCCAACGCGGGCGAAGCUCUUGCGCAGCCUCACAUCUUCGAGCUCGUCUUGAACACCGUGAUCAAGGUCACCGUCCGAGUCCGCCAGCUCCUCACCUCGCCCGACGCGGAUGAGGAGGCGCGCAAGAGCGAGGUCAAGGCCAUGCAGGACCUCUUCGCCCUGCUCAAUGACCUGCUGGUGAGCUGGGCCGGCGGCAACAAGGACGAGCUGAUGGAGAUGGGCGACGGCUCGAGCGAGCCCGAGGCCCUGAUCCGGAACUGGGGCCAGCGGUGGCUGCGGGUGUUUAAGCGGCUGGGGGCGAUUGAGGAGGCGUUUGUCAUCGAGGCCGCCAAGGAGAAGCCCGGUUCGUCGUCGAACGGAGUUGAUGCAGUCUAG
Trichoderma citrinoviride is the source of this 2397-nucleotide messenger RNA. RefSeq lists its product as hypothetical. Gene Ontology annotation, biological process: nuclear-transcribed mRNA catabolic process, nonsense-mediated decay; mRNA export from nucleus. NCBI's taxonomy places the organism in Eukaryota, Fungi, Ascomycota, Sordariomycetes, Hypocreales, Hypocreaceae. Gene Ontology annotation, cellular component: nuclear cap binding complex; nucleus. The transcript has 4 exons. Gene Ontology annotation, molecular function: RNA cap binding; mRNA binding. The record is from RefSeq and is a predicted model, not a curated record. The coding region runs from base 1 to 2397 and encodes 798 amino acids.